Molecule: messenger RNA, 255 nt
Organism: Penicillium daleae
Lineage: Eukaryota; Fungi; Ascomycota; Eurotiomycetes; Eurotiales; Aspergillaceae
Exons: 3
Coding region: 1-255 (84 amino acids)
Source: RefSeq, a predicted model, not a curated record
AUGGGCUCCGCAUCCAAGACCUCCCAAACCGCCCGCCUGCAGAAUGAUUUCGGGGCUGAUUACUGGGUUCGCGAUAAAGAGGCGCAUCGCCAAGCCACGGCUGGAAGAGGUCUCUUCGCCGGACUCCAGGAUGUAAAGUCCUAUAACGUGGACCACGGCUGGGCACGUCGUCAGUCUGGGGACUCGCAGACUGGAUUAUUUGGAUCUCUGUGGAACAAAUUCACUGGUGGAUCGUACAACCCGCCCUCGUCGUGA